Uncinocarpus reesii 1704 is the source of this 993-nucleotide messenger RNA. RefSeq lists its product as uncharacterized. Lineage: Eukaryota; Fungi; Ascomycota; Eurotiomycetes; Onygenales; Onygenaceae. The transcript is spliced from 3 exons. The record is from RefSeq and is a predicted model, not a curated record. Gene Ontology annotation, molecular function: catechol 1,2-dioxygenase activity; ferric iron binding. Gene Ontology annotation, biological process: catechol-containing compound metabolic process. The coding region runs from base 1 to 993 and encodes 330 amino acids.
AUGGAUCCGGCCUCGGUCACCAUUCCCCCAUUAAAGGAUCUUUCCAUUGAGAACAUCACGGAGAACACGAUCCUGAUCAACUCGCAAUGCCCUGACGCCCGGAUGAAAUAUGUUAUGGAAAGAUUGGUUACGCAUCUACACGAUUUUGCCCGUGAGACGAGGCUGAGCACCCAAGAGUGGAUGACCGGGCUGCUGUUCCUAACAGAAGUCGGAAAGAUUUGCACUGAUGUCCGACAGGAAUUCAUCCUUCUCUCCGAUGUCCUCGGCCUCUCUCUCCUCAUCGACGCGAUUGAUCACCCAAAACCAAAAGGCUCAACUGAAGGAACCGUCCUGGGUCCAUUCCACACCCACGACGCAGAACACUUAGAUGCAGGCGCCAACCUCUCGCAUGACCCCGAAGGUGAUCCACUGCUUUGUAUCUGCAACGUCAAAGAUACGACCGGUAAACCCAUCGAGGGUGUCAAGGUUGAUAUUUGGGAAACCGAUUCCACUGGCCAUUACGAUGUGCAACAUGCGAACCGCACCAAACCAGAUGGACGAGGGGUCAUGCAUAGCGACGCUGAGGGUAACUUUUGGUUCAAGGCCAUCUUGCCUGUUCCAUAUCCCAUCCCGCACGACGGCCCGGUGGGUAAAAUGCUGAAGCUAUUGAAGCGUCACCCAUAUCGCCCAGCUCAUAUGCAUUUCAUGUUUGAAAAGUCUGGAUAUGACCAUUUAAUCAGCUCUCUUUUCCUCCGCGGAGACCCAUUCGAGAGCUCCGAUGCCGUUUUUGGCGUAAAAUCCUCCCUCGUGGUCGACACCACCACCGUUACGGACCCAGAAAUGGCCGCGAAAUAUGGUGUCCCCGUUGGCACUGCGUUGCUUGUACACAACUUCGUCCUGGUGUCGGACAAGGAAACAAGUGACUUGAGAGAUAGAAACUCGACCGAAGCGCUGGCCAAGUUGGGUCGCAAAGUGAAAAUUGUGAAUGGGCUGCCCAUUCCUGACUUGGAUUAG